This is a messenger RNA of Schistosoma turkestanicum, 1485 nucleotides long. The record is from the annotation of a GenBank genome assembly. Lineage: Eukaryota; Metazoa; Platyhelminthes; Trematoda; Strigeidida; Schistosomatidae.
AUGAGUAAAAUUAAAUGUCAAGAGGUCAUUGACGGUCAAUCGAACAAUAAUCGGUCAUCUAUAAUAGUGGAUGAUGGCAGUAGUAGUUCAAAGUCACACCCAAAUUCUCCAUCAUUUGCCGAGAGUUUGGGUUAUGGAUUUCUCUGUGUCACUUUAUCUAAUUUAUGUGCAGUUGUAGGAGUUAUAUUUACUUUACUUAAAAAAUAUCGAUUCUUCCCAACAAUACUUUCAUUUAUGGUAGCUACUGCUGUGGGUUCAUUAUUAUCAACUUCCAUUAUUGUACUCAUACCUGAGGCAUUACAAAUCAUUCAUCCAACUGGUGAUAAUGCUACCCAAGGUUCUAACUCUUAUAUUGUAAAGUCAGUUGCAAUAUGUACAGGUGUAUUUUUCUUCUAUAUUUUGGAAUUCUUUCUACGUCUUGUUCCACAAUGUUUUCUGAAAAAGAAGACACAUUCGAAUGAUAAAAGUCCAAAUGGAUUUCAUACCGAACAAUUAAAUCACCAUCAUCAUCAACAUCCGCAUCAACAUUCCUAUCAUCAACAAACUAAUCGAUCUUCAUUAGUAAUACCUGUUGAACCGAUUGUUGAGUAUACACCUUCUUCUAAUCGUUGUUCUAAUCAAUUGAAAACAAUAAAAAAAUCUCAUGGUGAUGGAGAUACUACAGAUUUACACUGUGAAUCAUCACCGCCAAAUGAAGAUGUUAUGAAUCAUUUACCGUCAUAUGAAGAAUUGUCUACUGAACUUCAAAAAUCAGUUAAUACUAAUAAUAAUACUAAUACAAACGAUCGACUAAAUACACAUUCUACAAUUCAAUCAACGUCAACAUUGAAAAAGCAUAAAAGUUGGCAACAAAGAUUACGUGAUUUAGAACCAGUUGGUUGGAUGAUAUUUAUUGGUGAUGGUGCACAUAAUUUUAUGGAUGGAUUAUCAAUCGGUGUUGGAUUUACACAAAGUAUCAGUUUAGGCAUAAGUUUAACAUUAGCUGUGCUAUGUGAAGAACUUCCACAUGAAUUAGGUGAUAUUGCUGUACUUCUACGUUCCGGUCUGACUGUACCAUUGGCUAUGAUUUUUAAUUUUGUUUCAGCGUGUACAGCUUAUAUUGGUUUAUUUAUUGGUUUGUCUGUUGGUGAUUUAAAUAAUGUAGCACCGUAUGUAUUUGCUAUAACCGGUGGUUUUUUUAUGUAUAUUGCUCUUGCAGAUAUGCUUCCAGAAAUGCGUGCUAUGGAAGAUGCUAAACGUAUAGAGAAUGGUAAUUGUUGGGCAAUGUUUUUCACUAAUCUUGCUGGUCUAUUAUUUGGUUUUGGAUGUAUUGUUACCAUAACACUAACUAGUCAAUAUAUUAGUAUUUAAAUGUUCAAUUUCUUUUUUUCAAAGAUGAAUUAAUUUAUUGGAAAAUGUAUGAUUAUAUUCUUCCUUUUUUUUAAUUUAUUUAUUUUGUAAUUUACCAAAUCAAACAAUAAACACGAACAAUUUAUCAAUCCAACG